AUGGCCAACGAAGGAUUAGAAAAACUCACUGAAGUUCCAGUAGAGUUCUUUAAGGACGGUUCCGCAUUUGUCAAGAAAUGUCACAAGCCUGAUCAAAAGGAAUACUUAAAGAUUGUCAAGGCUGUUGGUGUUGGGUUCAUUAUGAUGGGUGUUGUCGGUUAUGCUGUUAAAUUGUUGCAUAUCCCAAUUAGAUACUUGAUUGUUUAA
Messenger RNA from Spathaspora passalidarum NRRL Y-27907, 207 nucleotides. RefSeq names its product translocon subunit. Bases 1 to 207 code for a protein of 68 amino acids. Gene Ontology annotation, cellular component: Ssh1 translocon complex; membrane. Lineage: Eukaryota; Fungi; Ascomycota; Pichiomycetes; Serinales; Debaryomycetaceae. Gene Ontology annotation, molecular function: transmembrane protein transporter activity. Gene Ontology annotation, biological process: post-translational protein targeting to membrane, translocation; protein targeting. The transcript has a single exon. The record is from RefSeq and is a predicted model, not a curated record.